AUGGGUACGCAGCGAGAGGCUACAGUCGACGCCCACGACACUCGCAUCGAGCAAGUGCCAGUGUCCGAUGCGGCUCUCCUUCGCCGCAUAGACUGGCGGAUCAUCCCGAUCAUGUUUCUGGCUUAUUUUCUGCAGUUUCUGGACAAGGUGGUGCUUAACUACGCAAAUGUCAUGGGCAUUCAAGCCGACCUGGGAAUGUCUGGGAAUGACUUUUCCUGGCUGGCAACGGCUUUUUUCAUCGCCUACUGCAUCGCCGAAAUUCCACAAGGCUUCCUCCUCCACAAGUACCCCAUCCCCAAAGUCCUCGGCUGCAACAUGUUGAUCUGGGGAAUCACCAUCUGCUGCACUGCUGCAGCACAAGACUACGCGGGUAUCUUGGCCUUGCGAAUCAUCUUGGGCACCACAGAGGCCGUUAUCGCACCGGCCCUUACAAUCUACACCAGCCUGUGGUACACGCCCGCAGAGGCAACCCCGCGCUUCGGCCUCUGGUACUGCGGUCUCGGAACCGGCCAGAUCCUCGGCGGGCUGAUCUCCUUUGGCGCGCAACAUGCCCCGUCCUCGCUCUCCUUCGCCGGAUGGCGCAUCAUGUUUGUCGUCGUCGGCGCAGUCAACAUCUCCGUCGCCCUUCUAGUCCUUACUUUCCUCCCAAAUAAUCCUCAUACAUCGCCCUUCCUCUCCCUAGCGGAGAAAACCCACAUCGCCCACCGCCUCAGCACAUCCCCAUCUCUAACCCUCAACUCCAAAACAAUCCACAUCCCCUCCCUCUACGCAGCCCUAACCGACCCGCAAACCCACCUCCUCGUCCUCCUCACAAUCCUCACCUGCACGCCCUCAGGCCUAAUAACGACCUUCUCCGCACUGCUGAUCCGGAAUUUCGGGUAUACAUCUCGCGAAGCCGCGCUGCUGAAUAUGCCCUCGGGCGUCGUGAGUAUUGUCUCGACGCUGUGUGCGACGGUUGCAAUUGCGCGUGGGUAUCCGCGCUGGCUGGCGAUUAAUGUCCUCCUCGUCCCGACGCUUGUCGGCGCGUGUUUGAUCUCGUUCCUUCCGCCCGAGGGGAAUGAGGCCGGGUGUUUGGUUGGGAUUUAUUUGGUGAAUACGACCGUCGCCCCGCUAGCCCUAGUCUUCGCGUGGACCGGCGCGAAUUUCAAAAACACCACGAUGAAAGUUACGGGGUGCGCAGCCGUCUCCGCGGGGUUCGGGAUCGCAAAUAUCAUCGGCCCGCAGACCUUUCAGGCCAGGGAUGCGCCGGACUACACCCCGGCAAAAAUCACAAUCGUCGCCGUGAACGCGAGCGCGAUGGUUGUUUCGACGGCGUUGAGGGUGUUGUAUGGGAUGAGGAACGCGAGGGCGCAGGGGAGGGGUCCGGGUGGUGCGGCGAGGGGGUCGAUUGAGGCGAGGUUCAUGAAGGAUGGCAAUACCACCGAUGAGAGUCCAGGGUUUCGGUAUGUGUAUUAG
This is a messenger RNA of Aspergillus calidoustus, 1455 nucleotides long. The record is from the annotation of a GenBank genome assembly. NCBI's taxonomy places the organism in Eukaryota, Fungi, Ascomycota, Eurotiomycetes, Eurotiales, Aspergillaceae.